AUGUCUGCCGGUGGGAUAGCUGACCAAGAGCUGCUUGCGAUUGCUCGCAAGCUCUGCGCCACGGUGGAUAUCCGAACGCGCUUCUAUCGCCUCAUACCGUACCACAAUUCGUUCUUAGGAUCGGAUUUGGUGCACGCGAUGAUCAAACUAGAGUUGGCUAGCGACGAAAACUUAGCUAUCAG
Molecule: messenger RNA, 182 nt
Organism: Sphaeroforma arctica JP610
Lineage: Eukaryota; Ichthyosporea; Ichthyophonida
Exons: 1
Source: RefSeq, a predicted model, not a curated record